This is a messenger RNA of Drosophila melanogaster (fruit fly), 2579 nucleotides long. RefSeq names its product bb in a boxcar (gene bbc). Gene Ontology annotation, cellular component: membrane. Gene Ontology annotation, molecular function: phosphotransferase activity, for other substituted phosphate groups; diacylglycerol cholinephosphotransferase activity. The coding region runs from base 392 to 1645 and encodes 417 amino acids. The record is from RefSeq and is marked reviewed. Lineage: Eukaryota; Metazoa; Arthropoda; Insecta; Diptera; Drosophilidae. Gene Ontology annotation, biological process: phospholipid biosynthetic process. The transcript has 6 exons.
UGCAGUCACAAUCGCGGUCACACUGGUCAUAGGCAAUAAGAAAAAAAAACUCCACGGCACGGUCGUUCAAUUAAGUUAAUUUUUCUAAGUAAACAUACAAGUGCAGAUACUCCGUGCGCAUCCAAGCGAUCGUAAAACUGACCACGCCGCAGUUGAUAAACGCAAAUCAUAGACGCGCUUCGUAGUUGCGCCAGCAUCGCGCUCCACGUGUGAAAAUAGCCAGGAAAAGCGAACACACAAACGGACACACACGCACACGCGCGCAUACGUCAAGUACACGUACACAAAUGCGCGCGAGGGAAAAGCGCUAGGUCAGAGGAAAGUGAAAAGUGAAAAGCGUGAGGAGAGCGCGACGACGCAGGAAUCGGACGACGUAACCAGGUGGGGGAAAAUGGCGCUGCUCGCCUACCGGGACAAGCACAUCCUGAGUGCCCAGCAGCUGAGGAAGCUCAGCGAACACAAGUACUCCUGCUUCAGUGUCAGCCUGCUCGAUCCGCUGCUGCAGCCGUGGUGGAACUGGCUGGUCGCCCAGACGCCCCUUUGGCUGGCCCCCAAUCUCAUUACCAUCGUGGGACUGAUCCUCAAUGUGGUCACCACCCUGAUAUUAAUCUGUUAUAGCCCAAAUGGCGUUGAGGCUCCGCCGCGUUGGACCUGCUUGCUCUGCGCGCUGGGUUUGUUCAUCUACCAGAGUCUGGACUCCAUCGACGGGAAGCAGGCGCGACGCACGAAUACCUCAUCGCCGUUGGGCGAACUUUUCGACCAUGGCUGUGACUCCAUAUCGACGGUGUUUGUGGCCCUCUCGGCGUGCAUCUCCUGCCAACUGGGCCACUAUCCCAACUGGCUGUUCUUCCAGUGCUUCUGUGCUAUUGCGCUCUUCUACUGCGCCCACUGGCAGACGUAUGUGUCUGGAACGAUGCGGUUCGGCAGAAUUGAUGUGACAGAGGCUCAGUUCUCAAUUAUAGCCAUUCAUUUGGUUUCGGCUGCACUGGGUCCUGAGAUCUGGCUCACCAAGCUGCCGCACUUCAACUGCGAAUCGCGAUUUCUGCCAAUUUAUGUGGCCUGCGGCGUUGAUUUGAUUCUAGCACUGCGCUACACGAAAUGCAUUUUGACCGAAGGUUGCGGCAAGAACGGAUCAUCGGUUGCUGGCACCAGUGUCCUCUCGCCCAGCAUUCCGCUCACGCUGGUGGUGCUGCCCGCCCUGAUGAUUGCCCAGAAGUCGCCGCAGAACCUCUUCACCGAGCACGCAUCGGUGUACAUCAUGGCGUUCGGCAUGGUGGCCGCCAAGGUCACCAAUAAGCUGGUGAUCGCUCACAUGACCAAGGCGGAGAUGGAGUAUCUGGACUGGUCGCUGCUCGGCCCCUCGCUGCUGUUCCUCAACCAGUACUUCAACUGCAUCGUGCCAGAGAUCUGGCUACUGUGGUUCACGCUCAUCUGGGGCACCCAGGAUCUGCUGCGCUACUGCGCCCAGGUGUGCCUCGAGAUUUGCCAGCACCUGCGCAUCGAUCUCUUCCGGAUACCGUACACGCCCAAAGGCGCGACCCCGCAUCCAGCCACCGCAUCGGUGAGCAGCCAGAGCAACUUUGGCAGCAGUGCGGACAAGAACGGUGGCAGCGCGCAUCGAAAGUCGAAGAGCAAACCGCACUAGGCUCCGGUUAUGCGCUACAUUAAUUAGUAAUUUUACAAAUUUACGUCGUUAGAACCGAGGGAUACUCGUAGAAGCAGGCGAAGUGGGAGCGCAAUUAAUACAAACCAAACCCAACAAAAUUCACCGUCGAUGUUUUGGCUAAAUAAACAUAACCAAAACCACUGAGAAACAACCAAACGAAAUGAAACUAAACAAUAAAGCAGAUAGUGAAGUUAGCGAAAGGGCGAAGCAAGAUGUGGCUCCUACAUUUUAGGAUAUAGUUUACAACGCGUCGUUGUAGCAAAGAAGGCAAAGUGGCUAAGGCUGCUGGGAGACAGAACUGUUGCAGUCUCCGGAUAUCAAUUAUAUGGCUAAAUAUUUAAAGAAAAUAAAUACCUAUAUUUUGUAUGAUUGUGUAAGUUGUAAUAUAUCUAGACAGCAGUACUUUUACUGCGCCCAAUUAACACAUGUGCAAAUGCCAAAAAGAAAGCAGAGCCGCCAGCCAGAAAAUAGCUUGACGAAAGCUCAACUUACGUUUAAGUCCUGUAACCACCCAUUGGCAAUCGAUCCAUCCCACGAAAGACAGCAGAUCAAGUGCGAGCGCAGUUGCCACAUUCAGUUGAGGCCAGUAUCUAAACUAUCUAUCUAUUCAUGUUACUCGUUUAAGUGCUUAGUUCUCUAUACAUCGAGGUCGUCCGAUGGGCCGCGACAUUCUAAAUGGUGACUCAUUUCAAAAAGCGCACUACCUACCUUGGACUAGGCCCAUAAUUUAAGUGCGUUUCGCGUGACUACAUCUUAUGCAUCCUAAUCCUAGCUGAAACCCUAUGUUUGUAGCUCGCACGGCGCUGGCCGGCAACUUUAUAGUUAAACUAUUAUGGAUUAUGUUUUAUGUUGUACAUGAAAAUGGAGACGAAGCAAGCAGCAAGAACUAGAAAUAAAACGAAAUGCUAUACGU